AUGAGAGUCCCUUACGUAUCAAACCCUCCUCCAACCACCUCCGCAGAAGAGAAGUCAAUUGUGGCUGCCAUUGAAGCACGACGUCACCCCCGCCCACUCCAACCCCUUGACUUGGCGCUUCUCCAUUCCCCUCAAGUUGCCUUGGGUUGGAACACGUUUGUGGGGGCAGUUCGGACACGAACCUCUCUUGCCAAUGAUUUGCGAGAACUUGCCAUCUGCCGAAUCGCUGUUGUCAAUAAGGCUUGGUAUGAAUGGAUGCACCAUGCUCCUCUAGCAGUCAAGGGAGGCGUGUCUUCAGACGCGAUGAAGAAUCUCAUGACAGAAGAGAGACUUGUUCUUAGUGAUAUCCCAGCAGGCUUUACAGAGAAGCAAUGGGCAGUUUGUGUCAUGGCCGACGAAAUGACCAAGAAUGUUCAGGUCGCUGAUGAAACAUUCCGUAAGCUCAAGUCUUUCUUCAACAGUCAAGAGAUUGUUGAAAUUGUUGCAACGAUCUCAUGUUAUAAUUGUGUGAGCCGCUUUCUUGUGGCUUUAGAUGUUGGAGAAAGAAACGGCACUGCUCCGGAGCUACCCCAGACCUCAUAA
Molecule: messenger RNA, 582 nt
Organism: Fusarium venenatum
Lineage: Eukaryota; Fungi; Ascomycota; Sordariomycetes; Hypocreales; Nectriaceae
Product: AhpD-like protein
Molecular function (GO): peroxiredoxin activity
Source: RefSeq, a predicted model, not a curated record